This is a messenger RNA of Megalobrama amblycephala (Wuchang bream), 1968 nucleotides long. RefSeq names its product tripartite motif-containing protein 29-like. NCBI's taxonomy places the organism in Eukaryota, Metazoa, Chordata, Actinopteri, Cypriniformes, Xenocyprididae. The coding region runs from base 406 to 1644 and encodes 412 amino acids. The transcript has 7 exons. The record is from RefSeq and is a predicted model, not a curated record. Gene Ontology annotation, molecular function: zinc ion binding.
CUAUUUAGUACAUCUGCAGAAAGCAUCAGGUGUAGAAACAGCUGUACAGCAGCUUCAGUAGAAAGUCAAUGUCCAGCUUAAGUGUUCUCAUGUAUGUACUGGGUGUGCUGAACGCUGUUACCGGAAACUCCCGCAUUGUAGAAGGCAGAAGUAGUUCAGCACUAGUGUUCAGGUUGUAUCAGGUAGAAUUGGCCACUGCCUCUUUAACAGCAGCCCACUCAUUUCCUGUUCAGUUUCCUUCUUCUGCAGAAAACACGAAUCACACGCUCAUUAAAAAAAAAAAUCUAUUCCAUUUCUGUUGCUCAUUUGCGUUAUUUUAUUAUCUCCAGUAACACGGUUGACAGUGGAGUGACUGAGACUGGUCCAAGACAGAGUGAAUCUUCCUCUGGGCUUGAAAACACCAAAAUGGCAGAAUCUGUCUUUGAUCCUGAAGAUAAUUUAAACUGCCCGAUCUGUCUGAAUCUGCUUAAGAACCCAGUGACGACUUCUUGUGGUCACAGUUUCUGCAUGGACUGUAUUAAUAGCUUCUGGGAUCGAGGUGUUUACAGCUGCCCUGAAUGCAGGACAACAUUCAACCAAAGACCAGCUCUCAGCAGAAGCAAGGUACUGAAUGAUAUUUUAGAGGGAACGAAGCAGGAAGCUCCAGCUGGACCUGGAGACGUGACGUGUGAUGUUUGCACAGGAAGAAAAGGAAAAGCCAUCAAGUCUUGUUUGGUUUGUAUGGCUUCUUACUGCCAAACUCACCUCCGUCCUCAUCUGGAGUCUGAAGCUCUUAAAAAGCAUGAGCCGGUUAAAGCUUCUCCAAAUCUCCAGCAGCAGAUCUGCCCUCAACAUCAUAAAGCUCUGGAGGUUUACUGCCAUGAUGACCGGAAGUGUGUUUGUGUGGUUUGUAUGGGGAAUCAACACAGUGGACAUAAAACAGUCUCCGCUGCAGAUGAAAUGGCAAAAAAACAAGAGGAACUGAAAAUGAUAAAUAUGAAUUUCAUUCAGAAAACCAAUGACUUGAAGAAGGAGGUUCAGCAGUUUAAGGAAGCUGUGAUCUCUUAUAAACGCUCUGCACAGGCAGCAGUGGAGCACAGCGACAAGAUCUUCACUGAGAUCAUCUGCUCCAUUCAGAAGAGACACGCUGAGGUGAGAGAGAACAUCAGAGCUCAGGAGAACAAGGAGGUACGAGAUGCAGAGAAUCACAUAAAGACACUGGAGAAGGAGAUCUGUAUACUGCAAGAGGAGAACCGUAAACUGGAGCUGCUUUUACAUACAAAGGAUCAUGUUUACUUCUUCCAGAAUAACUCUGUCUCUCCUGGAAUUUUAGAAUACAAUUCAUCCAGAGAUGUUAAUAACCUGACAUUUGAGAGAGCAAAACAAUCUCUCUCUGCGAUGAAAAGCCAGCUGGAUGAAGUCUGUGAGGAGCACAUGGGCAGAAUAUUAAGCAAACGUGUAAUAAAAAUAACCCAUGCGAAAAAACGGAAGAGAGGAGCAGAGUGGGAUCCAGAUGAAGCAGCAAUGGAGAGUAUGCUUGAAGACGAUGAUGACUCCGAAGACAAGUCAGCCCCGGCAAAAAGAGUUUUACAGGCCCCUAUCAGUCUCACUCGGGGGGACCUUAAUAUGAAUAAGAUAUUAUUACAUCAACAUGCAGACAAAUAAAAACAUUUCUAGGAAUGACAACAGCACUACAGUAAUAUAUGCGUUCCUCCAUCAUUUAGACCUUACAUUUGUGGAUCUAUUUCAAAAAUGUCAAAAAACAGCUUUUCAACACAGUCUACGUUUGAAUUCGACUGAUUCGAAUCUGGCUCUGGAAUUUCAGAAUGAGCAUAGCCUCGUUUCAGGUGUGACGAGUCCGAAGAUUAUUCCAGUUAUGAAUUAAUUAUUCUGUCACAUACUUUUUUAAUGCAGGUGUUUUAUUCCUAACAAAUUUACUAUUUAAUCUAAAUAUUUUUCCAUCACAUUUUAUGUGCAUUUUAUUUUGUU